Messenger RNA from Aspergillus alliaceus, 1884 nucleotides. RefSeq lists its product as uncharacterized. Bases 1 to 1884 code for a protein of 627 amino acids. Gene Ontology annotation, molecular function: glycosyltransferase activity. The record is from RefSeq and is a predicted model, not a curated record. The transcript has 5 exons. NCBI's taxonomy places the organism in Eukaryota, Fungi, Ascomycota, Eurotiomycetes, Eurotiales, Aspergillaceae.
AUGAAAGCAGUUGUCUACACUGGUAACAAGAAGAUCGCGGUCGAAGAUCGCCAGAAACCAACUAUUCUGGAACCCACGGACGCUGUCAUCAGGAUUCUUUAUACCACCAUAUCCUUGAAGGCCACGUCCCGUCUUGCACUCCAGGACGCAUUCUUGGCCACGAAGGAGUCGGCAUCAUUGACUCCCUUGGCGUCGCUGUCACGAACUUCACAGUCGGUCAGACCGUGCUUGUCUCCUGCAUCACGUCCUGUGGCACCUGUGGCUACUGCCAUCGGCAGCCAAGGCCUCGUAGAAGUUGACGCUGCGUUCCAUGUGAAAAUGACUAAGCUGUCAGAUUAUGAGAAGACCGUUGGAGCGGCCACCUGGUCUGCAGUAAAUAAAUCCGCCAGUGACAUAAAGAAGCGAAAAGUGAAGAUAGCAUUCUUCAGCGCAACGCCACAGGGAGGCGGGGUUGCCCUGAUGCGCCAUGCCCUUGUCCGGUUCGCUAGGGUGCUCGGUGUAGAACUGAACUGGUACGUUCCUAAACCACGCCCUGGCAUCUUUCGCAUCACCAAGAACAACCAUAAUAUCCUGCAAGGUGUAGCACCUCCCGACACACGGUUCACCCCGCAAGAUAGGGAUACCCUCCGUGACUGGGUACUUGAGAAUGCCGAGCGCUUCUGGUUUAGGAAGGCUGGGCCACCAGCUGCGUCUUGGCUCGGGAAGUAUGCCAUAUCGCUUCCUGGUAUGAAUGAACUUCCCUGGUUGCACAAACAUGGCCCACUGGUUCACCCAACCGAGGGCGGCGCCGACGUGAUUAUCAUCGAUGACCCGCAGCUGCCGUUUUUAAUUCCGUUAAUCAAGGAGCGCACCCCGGAUAGGCCAGUCAUUUUCAGGAGCCAUAUACAAAUCCGAAGUGAUCUCAUUGCUACACAAGGCACUCCGCAGGCCGAGCCUUGGGAGCUUCUAUGGGAGAGUAUUAAGCAAGCAGAUGUCUUUAUCAGCCACCCUGUCCGUGCGUUCGUUCCAAAUAAUGUGGCCCCGGAGAGGACUGGAUAUAUGCCUGCCUCCACUGAUUGGCUGGAUGGACUCAAUAAACCCUUGGAUGAUUGGAGUAUUUCCUACUAUUGCCGAAUUUUUAAUUCAAGAUGUAAAGAGCAGUCUAUGCCAACCAUUAAUUUUCCCAGCGAGGACUAUAUUGUGCAGGUGGCUCGGUUUGACCCUUCCAAAGGUAUAUGCGAUGUACUCACCUCGUACAAUGCCUUCCACAAGCGCCUUUCGGAAUCUCGUCCAGACCUGAAACCUCCAAAAUUGCUCAUUUGCAGCCAUGGAUCGGUUGACGACCCCGACCUUGCGAUUGUGUACAAUUCUGUCUUGCAGUUUGUUGAGCAACAUCUGAAGCACAUCAAGUCUUUAGUCUGCAUAAUGCGUAUCGAUCCAAGUGACCAAAUGCUCAACACUCUUCUCACCAGGGCAAAGAUUGCUCUGCAGCUCUCCACUCGCGAAGGGUUUGAAGUAAAAGUCUCGGAGGCGUUACAUAAGGGAAAGCCCGUGAUCGCAACGCUGGCUGGUGGGAUUCCAUUACAAGUUCAACACGGCAAGAAUGGGUUCCUAGUCGAGCCCGGUGACACCAAUGCGGUAGCUGAGCAUCUCUUUGACCUCUGGGCAGACCAAGAUUUAUACGACCGCAUGAGCAGAUACGCUGCGAAGAGUGUUAGUGAUGAGGUGAGCACUGUGGGUAACAUGUUGUCUUGGCUGUACCUAGCAGCAAGAUUGUCACAGGGAGAGAAGAUCCGGCCAAAUGAGGGGUGGAUCAAUGAUAUGGCCCGCAGUCAGGCCAACGAACCGUAUCAUCCGGAAGAGAACAAGCUUAAACGGGUGUUAACAACAAGCAAAGCGAUGUAA